UAACCCUGAGUCGUCUUUGGGUUUACGUGAAGUGUUCAAAAACUGAAAUCUGAGCAUGAGCACCGUGAACUUCCUGCCAACGGUCAUCGAUUUCAACACAACAACAAAUAACAUGCGAGGGUAUGUAGGCCUGUGAGUGACUGCGCAUGCUCGCGUGCGUGUGGGAGUGCGUCAGUUGUGCGUGCUGUCGCGCGGAGGUCUGGGUGCGUGCAAGUCGCUCUGUGUGUACCCGUGUAAUCUCGGGUAUGCAUGUGUGCACGCACCCACAAAUGGCCUGUUGACGACAAGCAAUUAAAGGUCCGUGCCUCGUCUCGUGUGUCCAGACCACACAGACCGGCCUCCUAUCUACAGACUUUUUUCUCCUGAACAUUCUUUUACCAUCGGUCCAUCCACCCGCCUUUAAAAAAAAUUGUCAUCUCAUCGACACAGUCUCACACUUUUUUUUCUCUCUCAUCUCCGGAUAUUUUUUUGCUGGCUCCUGGCCUGCAGGCUCCAUGUCGGCGCAGGUCGUGCAGCAAGCGCUGUGCAUCCUGUUCAUCGGUCACAUCGUCAGCGGCUCCGUCAGAGAGGUCAUCAGUCAACGAUGGCCAUUAGAGGACUCCUACAGCUUCAGUGGCCGUCUGGUGUUCGAGACUGUCAGCACCAGUGUCACUGCGUGUGCAGUCAUGUGUGUCACACAUGACGUGUGCGUGACGUUCGCUUUCGCGCCAGUGACGUCAAAGGAAAGAGGUUUCUGCAGAGGCUUUGUGGCGACUCCUGCUGAUGACGUAGUGGUUGUCCAGCCAGCCAGGCUCUACUCCGUCAACAGAGGCGUCGCGUCCGGCGUAACAAUGACAGACAGUGGACAGCUCAUGACAACUUCCGGUGCAUUGGCUUUAGCAUCAUCCACUGAUGACAGCGGUUUGGAGGAGAACAUUCAGACAUCGGUAGGACUGACCUCCACUUUCACUACUUCUAGCAGCCGGCAGUCCACGAGCGUCAGAACCUACCGUCCCUGGGACAGUAAAGAGAGCAGCUGGGAUGAGGAGGGACAAUGAAGACAGAAGUAGUGCCGAGAAUUAAAUUCCUUACUGAGACGAAGGGAGACAUUGAUGAUCGUAAUGUUAGCAUGCAUACAAAUGAACCCAACUUUCUUACUUCGCAUUUAUGAACAAUAGCAACUAAUGCUUUGUGAUAAUGAAAUGUUAAGUAUUAUAAAGUAUACAAACAUAGUAAAUAUUACUUUCACUUAAUUUAGUUGCUCUAAAUUUACUAUCAUUACAUGGAGCUAAAGGUAGUGAGUUUUAUGGCUUCACGUUUUUCAGUGUUUUUUGUGUAUUCAAAAACACCGUUACCAUGGAAUUAUGCUCCUUGUUGAAAUAAGCUGAUUUUGUUCGCACUAUUUAAGGAAUAGAUAUAAAUAAUGCUUAUUUUCUCGUUCUCGUGUGUAGGUAAUGGAAAGAAUUUCGAAAAAUUGAAAAAAAAAAUACUUUUUUGAAAAUAUUUCUAUCAUAAGUUGUUUUAUUUACUGUACUAUGGUUAUACGGUUUUGUUGUGAUUGAUUUUAGUUUUAAUAAAA
This is a messenger RNA of Pomacea canaliculata, 1558 nucleotides long. RefSeq lists its product as uncharacterized. Bases 495 to 1037 code for a protein of 180 amino acids. Lineage: Eukaryota; Metazoa; Mollusca; Gastropoda; Architaenioglossa; Ampullariidae. The record is from RefSeq and is a predicted model, not a curated record. The transcript is spliced from 2 exons.